AAAAAGUUACCAGUUGCGUAACCAAAAUCACGAGGAACUCGAAUUUACUCGGGAUAAAUCAAUAACUAUACGUUAUCAUUAUGUGAUAAAGUAAGAGAGCUAAUUUUAAAGAGUGAAACUUGUUAAACCUCAGAGUUUUUAAACUUGGCAAAAAGUCUUGUCAGGCUAGCUAAUAUCACUGUCCAAGCAGUCUACAAGGCCUGAACAAGAAUGUCAAUUUACCGGUCUGGGGUGUGGUUUGUAAAGGGUCUGAGGGAAUAUACCAAGAGUGGAUUUCAGGCAGCUUGCAAGAAUUUCAAUAAUGCUGAUAUUGAGGUCAAUGCCAACGGCAGAAGUUUCAUGAUAACCGGAGCGAACAGUGGAAUAGGAAAAUGUGCAGCUAUUGCCAUUGCUCAGAAAGGUGGCACUGUGCAUAUGGUGUGUAGAGAUGUAACAAGAGGAGAAGAGGCAAGGCAAGAAAUCAUCACACAGACAGGAAAUCAGGAUGUUCACUUGCUUGAUAUGUCAAAACCCAGAGAUAUUUUCAACUUUGUCAAGAAUUUUAGAGAGUCUGGAAAAGUCCUAGAUGUACUGAUUAACAAUGCAGGAUGCAUGGUGAAUACAAGGGAAGUAACUGAGGAUGGGUUAGAAAAGAACUUUGCCACAAACACACUUGGAACACAUGUACUCACUACAGAAUUAAUACCUCUUUUGUCAGAAAGAGACAAACCAAGGGUGAUAACAGUAUCAUCAGGUGGAAUGCUGACUCAAAAGCUAGAUGUCAAGGACUUACAAUUUGAGAAGAUGAAACCUUUUGACGGCACCACAGCCUAUGCUCAGAACAAACGCCAACAAGUUGUCAUGACAGAGGAGUAUGCAAAACGCUAUCCCAGAAUCCACUUCUCCAGCAUGCACCCGGGAUGGGCUGACACUCCUGCUGUGAGGACUGCAAUGCCUAGCUUUUACGAGAAGAUGAAGAAUCGUUUGAGGACGGCGGAGGAAGGAGCCGACACAGUGAUCUGGUUAGCCCUGUCUGAAGCAGCCCUCAAACAACCCAGUGGUCUCUUCUUCCAAGACCGAACCCCUGUUGCAACACAUCUACCUCUUGCUUGGUCUAGAGCAACACCCCAAGAACGUGAACAGUUUAUGGAUCAAGUGGAUCAGAUGGCCAAACAGUUCAGCAUCUAGAAAAACCAUGAAUUGAAAGAAAACUACUCCCACGCGCAAAUCAUCUUGAACUUGUUCAGAGACCACAUGCUAAAAUCAAAUCUUAUUUAUAGCAUGUCUGUGUUUGAUCCUGCCAUGAUGGAAUCAGUUUCUACCUAUGUCCAUCUUCUUUCCUGAAAGUACUCUGAUGGGUGUUUGUUGAACACAAUUGCGUUGCAUAGCAUAUCAGUUUGACCAAUCUCACCAAACUAGAAACAUUAAUAUAUGUGUAUUAAUCAUAUUAAGUAAUGUCUAAUUAAAAUACACGUACAUGUAUGAGAUUUUUAUAAUAUGUAUUUAUGUUGUAUUUCUCAUUCAAAAAAGUACCUGUAUUAAAUUUAUGGGUAUAUGUUCUAACCCCUUUGUUUUGUCUAUUUUGAUACAUGUAGGUUGUAUGAUGUUUUGUGCAUUUGAUUGUCCUCCACUUUUGUGAAAGCAAGGUCAUUAUAAAUCUUAUUUGACUGACCAACUAUCAGUCUGUCACAAAAACUUCAACUUUGGUCAUAAAUUUUGAAUGAGAAAAGAUGGGGCUUUCAUAUUUCACUUGUUCAUUACCUCUGAGAAAUAUACUUUGUUUUUUUAUGCCAUGAAGUUUGACCUACUUUUGAAAAUAUCAAACAAUACUUUAAAUUGGUCAUUGAGAAAAGAUAGGGUUCCACAUAUCAACUAAUCUGUUAGGAAUGUAUAUCUGUUCGUUGAAAAUUAUGUACCAAAAGUUCUUAAAAAUUUAUACUGAAACACUUUUCUAACCCAGGCCUACAUUAUUCAAGAUACAAAGUCUAUGUGUUAAUAGAUCUAUUGAAGGCAAAAAGGACAACACAUAAUUCUAAAAAAAAAUGUCAUUUAUUAUAUUUAAUAUUUCUGAAAGGGGUUGUAUUUUUUGGAAUUAUGUUGUUUAAAAUAUAUUUAUUCAAAGAAAUGGAUUGAGCAGCAGGCAUAACUGCCUAUGAUCAUUCUCUCCAUAAUUUGAAUUAUGUAAGCCUGAUAUUAAAAUAAUUAAGAAUUUACAUGUUUUCUCUUUUAUUUGCAUUAGAUUUAUUUAGGAGAAGAUGUACUAAAUAAAAUCCUCAAUUUUUUCCUUCAAUAAAUGCUAAUCCUUAU
This is a messenger RNA of Saccostrea cuccullata (small rock oyster), 2286 nucleotides long. Its product is annotated as dehydrogenase/reductase SDR family member 12-like. The record is from RefSeq and is a predicted model, not a curated record. NCBI's taxonomy places the organism in Eukaryota, Metazoa, Mollusca, Bivalvia, Ostreida, Ostreidae.